UGCAUCGCGGGUUUCUCGUAAGUUUGCCUGCCGACCAAACAAGAUCAGCAAUGGCCAGCACUAGAUUCCGUGUCGCACUCAUCCAGCUCGCGGUGAAAGCAAGCAAGGCAGAUAACCUCGCUCGCGCCGGAGUCGAAAUCAAGAAAGCCGCGUCGAGCGGAGCGAAGUUCGUGUGCCUGCCCGAAUGUUUCGGCUUUCCGUACGGCGCCCAGUACUUCCCGAAGUACGCCGAGUCCAUCCCCGGUGAGACCAGUGAGAUGUUGUCUAGAGCUGCGCGAGAGAAUGGCGUCUAUCUCAUAGGAGGAUCGAUGGCCGAAACGGAGAACGGCAAGCUCUACAACACCUGUCUCGUCUACGGUCCUGACGGUGAAAUGCUCGCAAAGCACCGCAAGGUUCACCUCUUCGACAUUGACAUUCCCGGAAAGAUAACGUUCAGGGAAUCCGACAGCUUCACGGCCGGCAACAGCCUGACCACGUUCGACACCCCUUACUGCAAGGUGGGCCUCGGCAUCUGCUACGACCUUCGCUUCGCCCAAAUGGCGCAGCUCUACGCCAAACAGGGUUGCAAGCUGCUCUUUUACCCCGGUGCCUUCAACAUGACCACGGGGCCUCUUCAUUGGGAGCUGCUCCAGCGCGGCAGGGCAGUCGACAAUCAGCUGUACGUGGCGACUGCCUCGCCGGCCAGAGACGAGAAUGGUUCUUGCGUCACGUGUGGUCACAGCAUGCUUGUCGAUCCCCUCGGCAAAGUCGUUGCUUCGGCGGGCGCCUACGAAGAAGUAGUCAUUGCCGAGGUAGACCUCGAGUACUUCGAAGCCACCAGAAACCUGAUACCGAUCAUGAAAAACAAAAGAGACGAUUUGUACGAUGUUGUUAGUAUAGGCGAUAGAAAACGAUUUGUGAAAGAGGUGUGGUGCUCCGCAAACACGCCGACUCCUUUUUUGGAAACUUGUUCAAAGGGUCACAGUGCUUGAUCUAUCUCUUUUACAGAAAAAAAAUCAAUGUGGUGUUGUCAAAGGUGGAAAUUGAUUAGUUUCUGCGAUCAUUGCUCCUGUUUCGGUUUCUUGCAUUAGGGAUAAAUCAUUGGUGAUUCCACGGAGAUCGACAC
Messenger RNA from Rhipicephalus microplus (southern cattle tick), 1105 nucleotides. Its product is annotated as omega-amidase NIT2. Lineage: Eukaryota; Metazoa; Arthropoda; Arachnida; Ixodida; Ixodidae. Gene Ontology annotation, molecular function: omega-amidase activity. The record is from RefSeq and is a predicted model, not a curated record. Gene Ontology annotation, biological process: oxaloacetate metabolic process; L-glutamine metabolic process. Gene Ontology annotation, cellular component: mitochondrion.